Phyllopteryx taeniolatus (common seadragon) is the source of this 2890-nucleotide messenger RNA. It is a transcript of the gene fam78ab, whose product is annotated as family with sequence similarity 78 member Ab. Bases 565 to 1419 code for a protein of 284 amino acids. The transcript has 2 exons. Lineage: Eukaryota; Metazoa; Chordata; Actinopteri; Syngnathiformes; Syngnathidae. The record is from RefSeq and is a predicted model, not a curated record.
ACUUUCUCGGCUGAGUAGUCGGAGACGCCGAGCGGGUGAACCUGCGCAACUCAAGUGCCUCCUCCACCUUGGUCUUGUUUCCAGCUGCCGACGUUUUAUCAGCAUUUAUGAGAAGAUGAAGAAGCAGAAAUAGGUGGCAAUUGCGAGCGUUGUUUCGGACGCUGCUGCUGCAAUUCUUAUUCUCAUGAUACAUGAGAGAAAAAGUACGUUUUGGUUUAGUUUUUUUUUUUUUUUUUUUUUAAACCAUACGUGAGGACUGAAAGGGUUGAAACCUGCAAAUGAGUGGAUUUUGUUCCCUUCCAAAGUGAUGAUUAUUCUUGCAGUUGUAGCGGGCAUUUAACAGCGCCGCACUUUUUGUGGACAAGCGGUCGAAAGGUUUGCGCUUGGCGACAUUUACGCACGCCGUCCAUCCCCAGAAAUCUCAUUUUUCUUUUCUUUGAACUUGGCCCCCUUUUUUUUAAUUUUUAUUUUUAUGAUUAAUACUCGCAUGUUUUUCCCUCGUGGGCUCCAGCGCGGCUUUUUGCGACCCCCGACGGCUGGUGACCUUCGCUGGCGCCCGGACGCAUGCGGGCGCUCCCGCGGCUCGUGUUGCUGUGGGCCGUCGUCGAGUGGCUCCCGGAUGCGAGCGCCAUGGGCUGCCUCCAGAGCAUCGCGUGCAAGCCCAAGAGCUUCCGGGACGGCGUCGCGGUGCUGCAGGUGAGCGCGUCCAUCGACUCCAAGCCCACCGGCAUCGACGAGUCGUCCGCCGUCAUCCUGCGCUACCGCACGCCGCACUUCCGAGCCCAGGCCCUGGUGCGGGUGCCGCCGGUGGCCGCCAACGAGACGUGGACCGUCGGAUGGAUCCAGGCGUGUAACCACAUGGAGUUCUACAACACGUACGGCAGCAAGGGGAUGUCCAGUUGGGAGAUCCCUGAUCUCCACAACAGCAGCAUCCAGGCCAUCAGCGACUCCGAUGGCGUCAACUACCCUUGGUACGGAAACACCACAGAGACGUAUACCAUCGUGGGCCCCACCCGGAGUGACAGCAAGUUCACCGUGAGCAUGAACGACAACUUCAAACCCAGCAUCACCUGGGGCGUGCCCGUCAGCGAUAGCAACGUGCCCGAGCUCACCGGCAUCCGCCGCGACCAGAGCUUCACCACCUGGCUGGUGGCCAUCAACCGGGCCACGGCCGAGAUCGUGGUCCUGCAGACCGUCCGUUGGAGGAUGCGCCUCAGCAUCCGCGUGGACCCGGAGAAGCCCCUGGGUCAGCGGGCCGUCCUCCUGGAGCCCGUGGCCCAGGAGGAGCCGCAGAUCCUGGGCGAGAACGAGAGCAUCCCGCCCAACGCCAUGGUCAAGCCCAACGCCAACGACGCCCAGAUGCUCAUGUGGCGUCCUCAGGCGGGAGACCCCGUGGUGGUCAUCCCACCCAGAUAUUGACCGCACAGACCUUUUAUACGGGAACAGUAUCAUCUUUGGCCCCUUUUCACACCGCCUAAAAGCCUGUGUUUUGAUGCCUUUUUUAUGUAUCCCUGUUGCGCACCCUCCGAGCUGUCUGUCACAGAAGCAGGAUGACGCUUUUGUGUAAAGCCCCCUUUACACUGCCUGUAAAAGUCUGCAUUCUUGCGCCUUUCCCCCCCCCCCCGUGUUGCUGUUCGCUACAAAUGGUACAGACAGAAUGGGUGAGACAAAGUCGACAUUGCAAUUUUCUGCCUUCUGAGCUAGUAUCAGAGCCAUGAGAGGUAGGACAUAAGUGUGUAUAAAGCCCCUUUCACAAUGUUCAUAAAAAGUGGCAUUUGGCAUUUUCCACUUUCCCCCCCCACCUUGUUGCUGUUCUGAAUAAACAGCACUGACGGGGAUCGGGUGGACAAAGUUGACCUGGCAAUUUUCCACCUUCUGGGGCAGUGUCGAGAGUCGUAACCGAGGCUGGACGGCACCUCUGAAAAGAGCCAAUGUCAGAGCCGUGACAGAGGUCUGACAUACUCGUUCGAGCCCCUAUUGCACCCUCCGUAAAAGAGGACAUUUUCCAUGUCACUGUUCUGUAUAAACAGCACUGACACAGAAUGGGAGGGACGCAGAAACUUUACGCUUUUGUAGGUAGUAUUUUCCGGAACAAACCACAACCUUUCUACCUUCAAGCAGGCUCACUGUGCAGAUUUCAAUUAGGCUAUUCAGUGUGGAUUUUGAGUAUUUACCAUGAUUAUGCAUUGAUUUUGUAAGCGUGUGUUUUUAUUUAUAGGCUGGGAGAAGGUGCAUUUUUGUAUUUGUUGUUAUACAAUCCAUGCUGCCUUACGUGUACGUCGCUCUCCGCUCCGUCCAAAUCCCCUUCAGCCUUAAAACAAAGUGCAAUGCAGCAUUUUGCCCCAUUAGCCUAUGCCCUUCCUGAGUUGACGUCCUCGAAUCGGAAAGGUUAUUCCUUCCAAAAAUGAUAAUUGCAAUGUAUUCAGUGACAAAGAGCAGCUAUUAAUGUAGCAAUAAGACACACUUUUUUUUUUUUUACAUUGACAAAAUGUUCACAAUAGGAAUUGAUGCAAAAAGAAUUACAAGCAAAUGUUUUUCUUACCAAACCAUUUUGAAAUAAAUCACUGACUAUCUUUGCACACUGUGCAAAUUGUGAAUAUUAUGUUGCUGGGAAUGCAAAUGCAUUAUCGCAAAAAUGUAUGACUUUAUUCAUAUAUCACCACUUUUUAUCUAAAAUAUACCACUUUCUUGAAAAUAUAUAAUUUCCCUCAAAAUGAUGACUCUCUUGUAAUGACUUAUGUUUUGUUUUUUCCUCUUUCUUGUAACAUUCCAACUUUAAUCGAAACUAUAGGAAUGUUUUUAAAAUAUGACGAUUCCUUCAUCUUGAAAAUAUACAGUACAACCUUUACAAGUGCAAGUUUUUAUGAGAAUAUACAACUUUUUGAAAAUA